This is a messenger RNA of Dentiscutata heterogama, 667 nucleotides long. The record is from the annotation of a GenBank genome assembly. Lineage: Eukaryota; Fungi; Glomeromycota; Glomeromycetes; Diversisporales; Gigasporaceae.
GUGUUAAGAACGCUGUAGUAUGUAAUUAUGAUGGUCGUGAGUUCCCUACUGUCAUGGGAGGGUUCGAUCGGGUUCUUUUGGACGCCCCUUGUAGUGGUACUGGUGUUAUUUCUAAGGAUCCUUCUGUAAAAAUAAAUAAAACUUAUAAGGAUUUUAUACUGCUACCUCAUUUACAAAAAGAGCUUAUUUUGUCAGCGAUUGAUUCAGUUGAUGCAAAAUCAUCUACGGGUGGUUAUAUUGUUUAUUCCACAUGUUCUAUAACUGUUGACGAAAACGAAGAUGUAGUAAAUUAUGCGCUUAAAAAACGACCUAACGUAAAAUUAGUACAAACUGGUUUGGAUUUUGGACAAGAAGGAUUUACAAAGUAUCGUGGAAAAAUAUUUCACCCUUCAUUAAAAUUAACGAGGAGAUACUAUCCUCAUGUACAUAAUAUGGAUGGAUUCUUUGUGUCGAAGUUCAAAAAGUUCUCAAAUAAUUAUGAUCGUACGAAUAAAGAUGAUAUUAUCGGAAAUAACGAUAAUUUUGAAGAUAUUUCUAGUCAGAAUGAUGUACAUUUUAAUGAUGAAGAAGAUCAGAAAUACAUUCAAGCAUCGUUAAAUAAAUCAUUGAAACGAAAAGGUUUCAAAAUCCAGAAAGAUGAUAGUAAAUCACAAGAAAAUGAAAAGCG